AUGGAUUCUAGCGGUGCAUCACAAGUCAUUUCUGCAUUGGAACUUAUUUAUGAACCUAAGUCCACAAAUGAACAAAGAUUAGAAGCCCAAAAAUUUCUAGAUCAAGUAAAACUUCAAGAUGAGUCGCCUUAUUGGGGUUAUGAUAUUGCCAUCAAUAAUCAAGAUAACCAUAUACUAAAAUAUUUUGGAUUAAAUAUGAUAAAUGAUUCAAUUCAACAUAAAUGGAUAUCUUAUGAUGACGCUAAGAAAAACACAGUUAGACAAUGGAUUAUAGAAUUGAACUUGAAGAUUUCUGAUAAAGAUCCAAGAUAUAUUAAAGAAAAGUUAGCCUUUCUAUGGGUGGAAGUUGCCAAAAGGGUAUGGGGUGAAGUUUUGAAAGAUAACACACCUUCUAGUGAUGAUUUCAUAAAUUCAUGGGUUGAUAUGGAUAGUUCAUUAAAUGAAUUAUGGAACAUUGGAAAUUCGUCUAGGGAGUUAACUUUGAUCAUUUUUAGAAUAUUGUUUGAAGAUGUCUUUUUAUUAGACGACUUAAUUGUCCUAAAAAGAAUGACUAUUAUUCAACCCUUAUGCGUUAUGAUUGUAUGUCCAAUGGAUGUGUUUUCAAAAAGAUAUAAGUUCAAUGAAAAUUGGAAAUUAUUUAAAUUUAACGAAAAUGGUUGGUUUAGUGUUUGGGCUAAUGAGUUAUACAAUACGCUAGAUAUGAUGCAAAAUACAAACCAUGUGUUGAACGAUAACUACAAUGACCAGAAUGCUAAUUAUGUCAUAAGGUUACUUGAAACAUUGAAAACAUGUUUAAAUUGGCCAUUAAGUGAUGUUAUUAUUCGAACUAAUAUUUUAGAUAUAUUGUUAAAAUGCUUUUUAUCCAAUAUACCAAAAGCCCAAUCUACUGCAUUAGAUGCUAUCCAUAUUCUUUUAACAAGGCCGUACAAUAAUGAAGAGCAUCACCAAGAAAUAAUUAAUAAACUGUUUAGCAACAUGGAUCUGCUAAGCCAGCUAUAUGAUAAUUUACAAUUUAACACUAGUGUAGAUGGUGUUGAUGAUGUCAAGUACCCAAUUUUGAAAAAAUACGUUGAUAUGAUUAGUUGCUUAUACUCUUGUAUUUUCAAAUUAAACAAUUCUGAAGAACUUAUAGAUAGGUAUUUAAAGCUAGUUAUGAAAGCCACAAGAAAUGAUAGUUUAAUUGUGAGUGGACUAACGCUUGACUUAUGGUGUGCAUGUCUAAGAAAUGACGAUUGUUUACCGCUCUUGGAAAAUGGGUUAAUACCUGAGUUAUUGUCUUUUUCUGCCGGGGCUUUGAUAUACUAUGAACAAAUUGAUGGUCACAUAUCCAAAGAAUAUGUAGAUAUAGAUUUCCAAUCCACCUCUGAGUUCCAGAGCUUUUGUUCUACAUAUAGGAAGAGAAUAAGAGAUAUAAUUAGAUUGAUAUCUUGUGUUAAAGUUGAUUUUACUAAUGAUUGGUUAAAUAAUCGUCUAAACGAGUACUUUAGUUCACCUCCCGGUCAACUAGUACUGAAUUCGACAUUUUUAGAUACCAAAUCAGAGCCAUAUCUUGGCGCAUUAUCACAAUUGAUGAUCAUUGAAUGUUUUAUAAAUGGUUGCAUUCGUUGGAAAAUAUGGUAUCCUAAUGGAGAAGAUUACGAUGAAAAAUUAGACGAUAUUUUGGGAAAAUUACAAGUAUUAUCAAAUCAACUUAUUGCAUUAAAUAUAAGAGUCCCGCUUCUACUUAAAAAACAAAUUCAAAAUUUUGCACUUUUCUUAACCAUGUUAAAGGAUAACGUUAUAUUCACCUUACUAGAAAAGAUCAUAAUCAGUGCAACCAUGGACUAUCCAAACGUCGAUUUAGAGGAAAGAAAUGAUGAAGCUGAUGCAGUUAGAGAUUUAAGAUAUGCGUGCGGUAUUGAAAUUAAUAGAAUGGCUUUAUUGAUGCCUGAAUCGUUAAAAUCUAUAUUUCCCGAAUUGGAAAAUGUAAUAGCUAAAAUUAUGCCAAAUUUAUCUUAUCAUGAAAAAAUCUCAUUUAAAUCCUUUUUGUUAACUAUCAUUUUGAAAUCUUCUUUAGACAAUAAGGAGGAAAGAUUUUCUGCAAUUGUUGAUCCAGAAUUAUUAGCCUGGUCAGAUAAAUCUACUGUUAUGGGAUUAAGUGACUUACCUUGGUUUAUGGAAAGGUUGGGAAUUGUUAAGAUAUCAGAAUAUUUCCAAAAAAGAGGGAUUAAAGAAGAUAGUGAUCUGUUAACGAUUCCAAUCGAUGAUGAAGGUAAACAAUUAAAACAAGAAUUGACGAAACACUGGCAAACCUUGUUUCCUGUUCGUGCUACUAGAAUGUUUAUUCAUUAUUCUAUGCAAAAUAUUAAGAAGGAAGAAGACUUUAGAUUAAUUCAAGAACUAUGGAGGCCUAGAAUAGUUCCUAUUUUGCCUUACAUCAUGAGAUUACUAUAUCAGUUACAAUCAUAUCAUGAUCCAGCAAAUUGGAAAGAAUUACCAAAUGUUGUGCAAAAAUUUGUGGAGUACUCUACUGUAGAAAGAUUCUGGGAGGCCGGUACUUCCAAUAAGUCCAAAGACGAGUUUAUUGAUGAACAUUUAAAAGCAAUGCAAACUCUUCGUGAUUUUGCAGAUUCUGUAGGUCAUAUUGUGAGAUACACACGAGAGUACGUUUUACUAGUUAUCAGUGGUAUAUCUUUUUUAGGUAGUGUAUUUUAUGAUGAUGUCAAUGCGCCAAAUUUAUUAAUCGAUUCCAUCGCGAUAUAUAACCCACAAUCAAAUGAAAUUAGUCCCGGUGUAUCUACACAUGGGUGGAAACAUAUUUUAAAUGUUGCCAUAAGGCCAAUAUUAAGAAAUUGCCCUGACUCAUCUGCUCCAGGAUUUAUGAAAGCCUUUUUACCUAAAUUUUUUGGAACGCUUGAUGUUUUAAUAACAGAGAAAUGGUCAACCCAUAUGCAUGCUGAUAUGGAAGUUGUUUCCUCUGUUGACGAAGAUGAGAUAACUGAUGAAAUCAUGGAAGAAAAUUUAUUACGUCAAUUUACCUCAGUGACUGUUCGUAUUCUAAUUGAUUGCGUUGGCCAAGGAGGUACAAACACCUCUUCUUCAAAAUCCAAAUUUAGCCAACAUCAAUUAAAAAUGAGGAAAAUAAUAUUUGAAGACGUUUCUAUACUGGCGCCAUUUUUGAAAUUACUAAAUCAUUUAAUGUCGGUCAAGGAUGGAAAAUGUUCAUUUAAUUCCAUAUUAAUAAUGAAGGUGUGUUUAUCUGAAGUUUUAAUCAAUAAUGGACAUGUCGAUGAGUUUUUCACUCAUGAAGUAAUGAAAAAUCUACUACUAAAUAUUCUCUGUAACAGUGCUUAUAAAGAUUCUUUUUCAGAAGCUUUAUAUAUUUUUACAGUUUUAUUCUUAACAUUAAUUAAAGAAUACGAUUCAACUAGAAUAUUCCUAAUUGGGAUUUCUAAUGGAUAUAAUAUCUCCAAUUUAUACGAACAGCUAAGAAAUGUAGAUAACUACAAAGGCCAAAGAAGUUUGAUGAUAGAAUAUAUUGAAUGGGUUAAGAAUUCACUUAAUAUUAAUGAAGAUGAAGGCACUGAUCGCGUUGCAGAGGAAAGAAGAAGGAAAGAAAAGAGAGAGGCUACAUUACAGAAAGCAAACGAUCGUUUAGUUAACAAAAAUAAAGAAAGUGGGGACAUACUCGAUGAUCCUAAUACUGAAGACGCUGCAUUUGGGACAUUGUUCCAAUAA
Molecule: messenger RNA, 3717 nt
Organism: Tetrapisispora phaffii CBS 4417
Lineage: Eukaryota; Fungi; Ascomycota; Saccharomycetes; Saccharomycetales; Saccharomycetaceae
Gene: MSN5
Product: karyopherin MSN5
Exons: 1
Coding region: 1-3717 (1238 amino acids)
Biological process (GO): RNA export from nucleus; protein export from nucleus
Cellular component (GO): nucleus; RNA nuclear export complex; cytoplasm
Molecular function (GO): RNA binding; nuclear export signal receptor activity; small GTPase binding
Source: RefSeq, a predicted model, not a curated record